AUUAUAUAUGUCUGGUGUUGUUAAGAAUAUUGGUAUUAUAAUCGUCUCCUACUUAGUGUUACCUUAUGAUGUUAAAGUUAAUUAAUUCUCUACAGAUGUUGUAUUUUAUAUUAGUGUAUAUUAAUUAUUAGUUUAUAAAUAUAGUAUUUUUUACUAUACCCACGUUUGUUAAUUUUUUUUACAAUUAUGUUUAGUGUGUAGUCACGCUCAUUUAGAAUAAUAUAUUUUGUUGUUUAUAUUUUAAAGUAUAUAUUUGAUUUAAGCUCAACUCACCAAUCGCAAUGAAGGAGCCGUGUUCCUUGUUAAUAUAUUCCUAUUUAUUUUUCGAUUUUUUGGUUACAGAAUCAACUACGUGACCACCUAAAGUACCAACUAGAUUCACUAUCAGAUAUAAUUCUGUUGAAGACUAUCUAAGUUUUAUUAAAGCCAUGGGUAGCAUUUUUCGAGGUUUAGUAAGUUCCCACAUGAAAAGAAUUACACCCGUACGUAAGUUCCCACACGAAAAUUUAUUCGGACUUAGGACUCACAACUUAAACGUAGUUGGUCCAAAUAUAUAAUAAAAAUUAAUAAUAUAAUGUGUAGGUAUGGUUAGGUAUAACCUAACCUAACCCGUGCGAGACGUACCGAAAUUUGUAUACAUAGUAAUAUAUGAUCUAAACAUCACGAUGUUUGAUUUUUUAAAUCAUAAAACAUUAAAUAGGUAGGUGAAAAAUAACAUCGAUACUCAAUGAUAAUAAAUAAUAAUAAAUUAAAUGUCUUUAAAAUAAAAUGAAUAACAUAUUAGUAUAUUACCAUUACAGGUUGCGAAAUUGUAUUUAUUUAAAAUUUAAAACUGUGUUGACAAUUCAAAUAUUUCUUAUUUAAUUUUUAAAAAAUAUGUAUCUGUUUUUUAUCAUAUGAAAGAUUUGUGCCUUAAAUAGUGGGUGAUUAUGAGUAGGUGAAUUAAAGUAUGUAAUAUUUUAAUUGUUUCUUCCAUCAGAGUUCAGAUUUCUUAUUUAUUGACUUAGCCCACCCUGCCACAAAUGUUUGCACACGCCUAUGCACAGUAUGACUAUGUAAAGUGUUUGAGCUUUCACAAUAAGCAAAAAAAUAGUAUAUUGUAUGGCAAGGGCGGGAAGUGAGACUGAAAUUGCCUUCCCACACGAGCCACACAUACUACGCCUCUGCGUUCAUUGAUCCCGCCAUCACGGCAAAGGUAAUUUAGGCUAGGAUCUAUGCAACAACCAGACUAUUCUACGAAAACAAUAUUUCAUGAAAGAAACGAUUUGGUUUUAUUUAUUUUAAGCGUCAUGCAUGGGGUUAUUAUAUGAAUAUAAGAUGUAACCAAAAGGGGAUUUCCACUUUACCACCCGGUACUUUUGGGGAUUCCCACUUUACUGCCUGCUGUACGGAAAAACAUCGCUUUCCAACGCUUCAACCGUCAUCGAAAACUAAACUUUCGGUGCAGGCGUGACACAAAAUUUAUUUUUUAUCUAUUAUUAUAACUAUUAUUAUUUUAUACCCAUACAAAUAAUAUGUGGAUCAUACCUACACAUAAUAUUAUUAAUUUUUAUUAUAUAUUUGAACUAGAUUCAAUUUAAAAAUUGAUUAUACUUUUUUUAUGCAACACGAAAACAAACAAAUUUUAACCACACCAACUACUUUUAAUUUGUCAGUCCUAAGUCUGAAUAAAGUGGGAAGGAAGUUUGUAUUCGGUGUAAUUUUUUUUCGUGUGGGAACUUACUUAUGCACACCCGGGUGUGAUUUUUACCUGCUAUAUCUCGCGUGGGAACUUACAUUCACCCCAUUUUUCUUUGGGUAAGUCACGGUGUCCGGAGAGAAGUGCCGACAUCCCCCACCUUGGCAUGGCAGAUACCUAUGGAUGCCCAAUAAAAAUCUGCCAAACACACACACAAAACCACAGUUCCAAAGGCUAAUAACUCCUUUACCUCUGUACUUGAAGCCUCAACCCCCGCCCCCACCAAAAAAAAAAAUUAUUUCAUAUACACAUGAUUACAAAAUAUUUCAAAAUAUUACAUAAAAUAUGAUAUUAUUAGUAUUUAAUUUAUAAAAAUUCAUUAUUUUAGCAUCCGGAAUUUUGUGUGACAGAAAACUCGAAAGACGACAAGCUGUAUCAUCUUGCUCAGUGUUGGUGACUGUAAUACAAAUAAUUAUUAUGUUAUUAUAAGCGGCGAAAAUAGUGGUGUUUAGGGCCAUAGAUAAAUAUGGGGGCUUAGAGUCCUAAAGCGUUAAUAAGCACCAUCAACCAAUAUAUGAAUUUUAUUUAAUAUUAGAUAUUCAUAGUAGUAUAGUACUAACUAGUGACUACACAUUAUAAUUAUUAAGAUUAAAACCUUUUUUUACGUUAAUUAUGUAAAAAAUUAACUUUACAUACUAUCCAGUAUCCACACAUUUUUUUUCUAUUGUUAUAUUUUGACCACGCAUAGGUCAUCGAAUUCUGACAUUCCCUAUAAAAUUUAAUUAUAUGCUCUGUAAUAUAAUUGUUAAUUAUUCUUGAAACUAUUUUAUAUUAAUCUUUUCAAGUACUCUAUAAAAAUUUCAAAAAUUGUUUUAUUAAAUGUUUUAUUUAUAUUUGCUUGAAUAAAGUGUAGCUACUAGGUUACUCUUUCAAGUAACUCAUGUCAAGUAUUUUGCUGUAGCAAAUAUUCUUAUUGUAAAAUAAUUGACAGAUUGUAUAUUGACAAAACAGAAAAUAAAAAAUAUAAAUAGUAUAAAACAAUUUUUUUUUCUAUACCUCAUUGUAUUAAUUGUAUUAAAUAAUAAUUUGUUGCACAUUUUAAUAAAAUUAUAGAAACCCUGAGGAUAUGUUUUAUUGUUCAAAUGGACUGUGUAUUGAAUGGUCAUGGGUUUGUGAUGGUCGUAAGGAUUGUUCAGAUGGUUCAGACGAGACCAAAGAGUUGUGUGCUCAAUAUGAGUAUGGACCAAAUACGACCACAAAUUGCGGAAGAGUGUAUUCCAAUCGCCCUCAAUAUAUCCAAAAUGAUAUGUUUGAAAUUGUUGGAACGGCACCAUGGUAUGCUUUAAUAAGUCGACAAUCUAAAGAAAUGAUCGAAUAUCGCUUGUCUUGUGGAGGGUCAAUUAUCGCUCCAAAUGUAGUAAUUUCUGGGGCUGAAUGUUUUUGGGAAGAUGUUAUGUUUUCUAAUAAAAUAUUAGUUCAGGAUAAUAAAAUUAUUGUUACUGCUAUUGACAAUAACAAUCUUCAUCAAAUAAAUAGUGUGGAAAUAAUUUACGUAAAAGAAGGUUAUAAUGGAAAACAUGGGUCUUAUGCUGAAGAUAUUGCUAUUAUUGUGUUAGUGGAAAAAUUUUUGUUUAGUAAUGAUUUUGCACCUGUUUGUAUCGAUUGGAAUAGUAUAUAUAAAGUAGAGAAUGGAGAUACAGGAAUGGUUAGUUUAUGGAACAAGAAGAAUGACUCACAAAUUCUUGUUUUAUUAGAAAGAUCGGUUCAAUUCAUUAACCCUAUUACUUGUCGAAGUAUAAAACCAGACGUAUUUGAUCAAUAUGUGACUAUUGAUAAGUUUUGUUCCAAUUUUACACAGGAAAAAGAAAUAUCGGCUGAAGAUCUUGGAACAGGCAUAUCCUUUUUACACUUUAAUUCAUAUUAUUUAACCGGGAUACAUAGUGUCAAUAGUUAUGAUUUAAGCAAAACAAGCGAACCAGUCUUAGGUUUUACAGACAUUAAAUACCAUGUCCAAUGGAUUCGUGGAGUUUUAAAUAAACAUUUCAUAGGGAGUUCGUGCGUUUUACCGACCGUCGAAGGAGUUGUAUAUUCUUAUGAAGGUUCUAAUGAUAUUUUAUCUCACGGGACAUUAAUUAAUAAUAAACUUACAGUUAUUGAGAAUUGCGAGGUUGGAUAUCAUAAGGCGUAUACAUAUAGCUUUAGGUAUUGUCUGGGAAGAGGAAAAUGGUUAUCCAAUUUUGAUAAAUUGUGUUUCAAAAUGUGUCCACCUCUAGAAUCAGAUAGUUUAGAUAUUAAAUGCAGUCAUAAUUGUAAGUAUACUAAUUGUUCGAAUUUAUCGAUACCCGAUACAAUAGCAAUACCAUCAUGUAAGCCAACAUAUAUUGCACCAAUUGGAAUAGAUGCGGCUCCACUUGAAUUACAUUGUCAGUCUAACGGAACGUGGAAUAAACAACUAUAUAGUUGCAACCCAUAUUGCGGUAGAGUAUAUAUCCAAAACCAAGUAUUGGUCGAAAAUGGCGAAAAAGCACUUGUUGGAACGGCACCUUGGAAUGUUGGAAUAUAUCAAUUAAAACAAAAAAACUAUAAUUAUGACUUGAUUUGUGGAGGAUCAAUUAUUGCACCAAAUUUAGUCAUAACUGCGGCUCAUUGUUUUUGGCAAAAAGGUAUGUUAUCUAAUAACAUAUCAAUAAACAAUGGUCUAUACAAAAUCGCUGUUGGAAAAUACGAUAGAAAUUUUACAAUUAUUGACAAUGAUUUUACUCAAAUAAUGAAUGUGGAAAUUAUUUACCUGAAAGAAGGUUAUAAUGGACCUACUGGGUUUCAUGCUGAAGAUAUAGCUUUUAUUGUGUUACAAAACAGAGUUUCUUUUAAUAAUGAUGUUUUACCUGUGUGUAUCGAUUGGAAUGGUAAAUACAAUGUGGUCAAUGGAGAUCAAGGAAAGAUCGUUAGUUGGGGAAAGACGAAAACAGGCAUUUCAAGUCCUAUUUUAUUAGAAUCAUCUUUACCAUACAUCGACCAUAGCUCUUGCCGGAAUAUAUAUACGAAUGGAUUUGAAGCAUGUAUUUUGACUGAUGAUAAAUUUUGUGCUGGUUCUGCAUUAGUUUCAGGACAAGGAGUGUGUGAGGGAGAUAGCGGUGCAGGCUUAAGCUUUUUACACUCUAAUUCUUAUUAUUUAACCGGAAUAGCGAGCGUGAAUGAUCCAAAUACAAAUAAUUCAAUCGCAACUUUUACAGAAAUUAAGUACCACAUUCAAUGGAUUCGUGGAUUGUAUAACAAAUAUAACUAUAUCUAAUAAGAUUAUGCUAAUGAUAUAAAAAUAUUUUAUUACAAUUGUAAAUGAAAAAAAAUAAUUGGAUAAAGAAGUCUUCACUUACCUAUGUGUAAAAAAUUUUAACCGUUCAUAAAAUUCUUCAUUUAAAUUAAAUAUAAUAAGUGCAUAAUAUGUCAUAAUACAUUGGUAGUACCUAAGCAUUAUACAUAUAAUUGACACAUAUUAAAAUCGAACAGUUAUUAGUUGAUACCAAUUUUGCCUUGUACAUUCAUAUUGUUUCAUAAUUAUUAUACAUAGUACCUAGUUAUUGUUAAUUUUAUUUGA
Molecule: messenger RNA, 5273 nt
Organism: Metopolophium dirhodum (rose-grain aphid)
Lineage: Eukaryota; Metazoa; Arthropoda; Insecta; Hemiptera; Aphididae
Product: modular serine protease-like
Exons: 14
Coding region: 2805-4970 (721 amino acids)
Biological process (GO): proteolysis
Molecular function (GO): serine-type endopeptidase activity; protein binding
Source: RefSeq, a predicted model, not a curated record